ACAACUUCCCCUGUUGGCAGUGAAGUCUGCACCGCUCGAGUGUUCACUAGAACGCAGACCAAAACCCCACCCAGAAGUCGUUGUGCUCGCUGCGUGCUGGCCACUUUACAGGAGCCCAGUUGUCCGUGUUGAGCCUGCGUUACCAUGACGGCGUUGGACAGGAGCCCAUUACUGGUGGUCAUUUUUCUGUGGAUGAGUUUUGGAAAAGUGUCUGCCGCUCUGACAGAGCCACAGAUCUGUUACGUGCUGGAUGGAAUCCUGUUUCUGUACGGCAUCAUCCUGACGGCUCUCUACUGCAGAAUCAAGAUCUACAAUGGUAAGGAGGCUGCAGCUGAGAAGGCAAAGGGCAAGCAGAAUGUUGAAGAGGGUAUCUAUACGGGGUUGACUCCUCAUGCCCAGGACACUUAUGAAAGUAUUGGCAUGAAAAAGUGACACAAUGACCGAAAGUCCAAAAAGUGCAUGCAUCAAUGUUUGUUCCCCUUUUGCUUUUGUAGAAUGAGUGGUAAGCUACAAAGGACGACACAGAAACAGGGAAGUUGAUCCCUCAGAAAUGCAUAACUUUAACUAUAUAAAGUUUUUUUUAUUAAGUUUAUUUUUUACAGGUCUGUUGCACAUAUUUAAUUUUGACGCAAACAUGUUUUGAAAACUAACGCUUCAGACACAUCUUAUAUCGUAAUUCAUUUAAACAAAAAAUGUAAUGUUGUGGAUGGAUGUUUUAUGUCAUGUGUCAGACAGUCCAACUAACUUCCUCUUUAAGGCCAUUUGAAAUAUAUUAAAAGUAUUCUACUCUUGUGCAACAUGGUAGAAGGUGAAUUACAGUUAAAGCUCCAGCCUUACAGAGAUACUGAGCAGUGUUUCCUGCACACCACAGGAUGGCAGUGAUGGUGUCUUUAGUGAAGUCCUUACAAGUCCACGCACACGCACACGCACACGCACACACACACACACACACACACACACACACACACACACACACACACACACACACACACACACACACACACUCACGCACACACACAGGAGUCUGAAAGAAAUCAAGGAAAUAACAUGGACUGCUGUAAAGAUUGCGAUGUAAACUGCUGCCUGUAAGAUGCAUAGAGCUGUUAUACAUACGGAAAAACCUAUUAAAUGUUCAACGUGCUUAUUAAAUAACGUUGUCUCUCUUUGAA
Cyclopterus lumpus (lumpfish) is the source of this 1169-nucleotide messenger RNA. RefSeq names its product Fc fragment of IgE, high affinity I, receptor for; gamma polypeptide (gene fcer1g). The coding region runs from base 145 to 432 and encodes 95 amino acids. Gene Ontology annotation, cellular component: Fc-epsilon receptor I complex. Gene Ontology annotation, molecular function: IgE receptor activity. The record is from RefSeq and is a predicted model, not a curated record. The transcript is spliced from 5 exons. NCBI's taxonomy places the organism in Eukaryota, Metazoa, Chordata, Actinopteri, Perciformes, Cyclopteridae. Gene Ontology annotation, biological process: cell surface receptor signaling pathway.